Molecule: messenger RNA, 3459 nt
Organism: Pundamilia nyererei
Lineage: Eukaryota; Metazoa; Chordata; Actinopteri; Cichliformes; Cichlidae
Product: adhesive plaque matrix protein-like
Exons: 2
Coding region: 202-2655 (817 amino acids)
Biological process (GO): fibrinolysis; platelet aggregation; blood coagulation
Cellular component (GO): fibrinogen complex
Molecular function (GO): extracellular matrix structural constituent; protein-macromolecule adaptor activity
Source: RefSeq, a predicted model, not a curated record
GAUCUACUGAAAACACCCCCUAAGGAAAAGCCUAAAACCAGACAGAAUGUCCCUACAAAACCCAAACUUGUCCAAGAGCCUGAAUCAAAAGAAAGUCCAACAGCAAGAUACACAGAAAAACCUAAACAAAAUGAGACAUCUGAUGAAAAUCCCUCACAUGUGUCUAAUUCUAAUCAAGAUUUAAUAACUGGAAAGAAGACCAUGCCUGAUUUACUGAAAACACCCCCCAACCAAAAGCCUAAAACCAGCCAGAACAUUCCCGUGAAACCUAAACCCACCCAAACGUCUGAAUCAAAAGACAGUCCAACAGCUAGCUACACAGAAAUACCUAACCAAAGGGAGACAUUUGAUGAAAAUCUCUCAUACAUCUCCAAUUCUACUCAAGAUUCAACAUCUGGAAAAAAGACCAUGCCUGAUCUACCAAAAACACCUGGCAACCAAAAGCCUAAAAUCACCCAGAUCAUCCCUACAAAACCCAAACCUGUCCAAGAGCCUGAAUCAAAAGAAAGUCCGACAGCUAGUUAUGCAGAAAAAGCUAAACAAAAUGAGACAUCUGAUGAAUAUCCCUCACACGUCUCUAAUUCUAAUCAAGAUCCAACAUUUGGAAAGAAGACCAUAUCGGAUCUAAUGAAAACACCCCCCAACCAAAAGCCUAAAGCCAGACAGAAGAUCUCCACAAAACCCAAACCUGUCCAAGAGCCUGAAUCAAAAGAAAGUCCAACAGCUAGCGACACAGAAAAACCUAAACAAAAGGAGACAUCUGAUGAAAAUCCAUCACACAUGUCUAAUUCUAAUCAAGAUCCAACACCAGGAAAGAAAACCAUGCCUGAGAUCAUGAAAACACCCCCCAACCAAAAGCCUAAAACCAGACAGAACAUCCCUACAAAACCCAAACCUGAUCAAGUGCCCAACCAACCAAGCCAUUCAAAACCUGGGACAAGCUUCAAGCCAAAACCGAAUGUAAGGCCCAAAACUGGCCCCAAACCACCAGAAACCAGUCACAACUUUAAAACACCUAAGCUUGGAGAAACGCCUAAUCUGAAUGCCAAGCCUGCACCUCGGGCAGAGUCCAAUAGAACGUCAAAACCAAGGCUUCCCUUCAUUUACCGACCACGAAGCAUGCCUACAGUUAGGCCAGGAGCACCACCAGUUCAAAGGCCAAAACCAGCAGUGCAACCAAAGCUAAGUCCAAAGACCAAAACAGAUCCACCUAACACCAGCUGGACUACUUCAGAUUACACCCAAACCUCUCAAAUCAACACGCCUUCUACAUCUGGCCCCAUAAAGCAUACUGCUGAAGUGACUCAUUCCCCAGGGGACAGAGAGUUCAAUCCCAGUCUAAGUAAAACUGUCACUCCAGGUCCAAAGACCUCCAACAGUCUGGAAAAUGGAGCCUUCCCUCACCUUCAAAGUCAGCCUAAAGAUUCCACUAUGAGCCCAAACAACAGGAUUGUGUCUGAUCUGAGGCCACAAACAGCCAGUCAACCAGCAUCAAUCCCAAUGACAACAAAGCCAAACAAAAUCAUCAGUGGGAUCCUCACAAGUGUUAUCCCUAGCACCACUCCAGGAUCCUCAAAGUCAAAGACAAAUUCUGGCUCAGACACACAAACUGAGAAACAUCACAAGAUGGAAGAAAUAGCUCCUGCAUUCUCUACAUCUCCUUCUCCCAUAUCUCACACCAUCUCUCCACCCAGCCCUGACUUCAGGUCAACAACUGCGACCACCCCUGGCCCCGAGCACCCCGAGCUCGCUGCCGAGGCUUCCACUCCCAGUGCACGUGAGUUACGAGUGAAAAUCAACCAGGUGGCUGCUUUCUUCAAUAAUAGCCUGAGUCCUAAUGGCAGACCACCAAACAUACACCACAAAGACCACUCAGAAGAGAACCAGGGAGGCAUCAGGCCUGACAACACGGACGGCAAACUGCCAACAGACAAACCACCUAAAGUUACCAUGCUACCGAGAGACUGCUCAGAUCACCUGCUCAGGGGAAAAACAAAAAGCGGGCUUUACCUGGUGACCCCUGACCUCCGCACUAGUAGCUUCUCGGUGUACUGCGAGAUGGAGCAGGAGGGUGGAGGGUGGACCGUCCUGCAGCGCCGCCAGGACGGCAGCGUGAACUUCAACCGCACCUGGGCAGAAUACCAAUCCGGCUUCGGGGAGCUUGACAGAGGGGAGUUUUGGCUGGGCAACAACAUCAUCCACCUGCUGACCCGCGACAGGGAGAUGGUGCUGCGGGUGGAGCUGGAGGAUUUUGACGGGUUGACGGGGUAUGCGCAGUACGAGCAGUUCAAGGUGGCCAGCGAACGCCUGCGCUACAGACUGACAGUAGGCAGUUACUCGGGCACCGCAGGUAAUGCUCUCCGCUUCAGCAAAAAGUACGAUCACAGCAACAGGGCGUUCACCACGCCGGACAGGGACCACGACCGCUACCCCUCCGGGAACUGCGGGGCCUACUACAGCUCCGGCUGGUGGUUUGACGCCUGCAUGAGCGCAAACCUUAACGGGAGAUAUUACGACGGGAGGUACAAAGGUGUGCGGAAUGGGAUUUUCUGGGGGACAUGGCACAACAUAUUAUCAGAGUACUACCCCACCAAUGAGAGACAGUCUUUUAAGAGAGUGAGGAUGAUGAUCAGACCUAAAGACUUUGUGCCAUAAGAUGUGCUGGGAAAAGAAAACAAGGGUUUAAAUACCAUCGUCAACGAUAAGCCCGCAGGAUACUCCAUAAAAGUUUAAUGAAAUCUAGUGUACGCUCCACACUAUUUAACCAGUAAGGCAAUACUGCCGCCCUGUGGUGUUUUCUAUAAUGUGUUGUUUACAAUAACAGGAUGUAUAUACUAGUGACAAAAGCAGGGUUGCCUAGUUUCUUUUAUAACCUUUCCAUAAUAAAGUGAUAACAUUGCUUUUGUCGAGAGGGGAAUUUGAAAAUGAAGGAAAUCUUCAUGUGAAGAGUUAUUUUUCUACCAGUGAUAUGAAUCCAAGGUGACCAGGUGCCCCACUUCACGGCAUGGCAUGUUUAUCCUUUUGCCCCCCUCCACUCCAAUCAAGGCCCCGCAUUUUAAGAAACAUGUGGCUCAGACAGAGAUGUGGCGAUCCGUGGAUGCGUCCUUAUCAAACAGAAAUGACAAGUAGGAGUAUUAGGACUGUAGAAUAAGGAAAUAUAGGAGUGCACAAAGACUAGAAAGCUCGUUACAUACGCAUCGGUUUCAAAUAAAUCGUCAUUCCUAUCACACCGAUGCCAACCCUGACACCAGCAUAGUUUUUGUGUAAUUAUUUGUAUUUAUUUCGUCAGUAACAAAACAAAUGGUUUGCCCCACAUGUAGUAUGUUGGGAUCUGGUCACCGUGACGGGUAUGUAGCAUAAGAGACUUUUAUUACAUGUACUGGAAGGGCAGUUCAUAGAUUGAAGCUGUCUGUGGUGUGUUGAAUGCUUUUGUUUCGUUAAAAUGAAUAAAAUGAGUUU